CUCAAACAGACGGUGAGUAUCACAACCCUGGAGCGCUAGAGUGACUCAGGCAACAGUAAACAUGUCUCAGGUCUUUAGGUUGGCAGCAGAAAAAUUGUAUGUGGCACAAGAAAUAUUGGACAGAUUCAUUCGUUGUCUAAUACUACAAGGUCCCCAUCCAAGACUAGCAGUGCUGGUAGAUCAGAGGACUUCACAGCAGCCAAAACCAGCCAGUUUAUCCCAAAAUUCUCCAGAAGAACUGAUUGGAGAUGGAAUUUUGUGGGCAGUACCCAAAAGUCGAAGAAGUCGUGAGAGGAGACUUCUGAGAAAAUUUGGGUCAGAAAGUGGCCAUAAGAAGAUGCUGCCCAUACUUAAACUUCUUACCUGUGAUGACUGUGGUCAUGUUCAUGAACCUGGUCGAUUGUGCCCUAACUGUUAUGCCAAGAAUAUAGAAAUAACUGAGGCCAUGCAGGAGGCAAUGAACUCCACUCAAGGACUCAACCCAAUUGAACAUGAGGUUCUCCCUGUCUUUAAAGGAGAAAACAUCAAUACAAAAGAUGGAUUUUUUCAGGGAAAGCAGGUUGUUGAGGUAGCAAGAGAGCGUCCACAGUGGUUUUCUCGUAGACUGACUUUGAAGUCCAACAUUACAACUUCCUCGGACACUACUACAGCCAAGCCCACAAAUUUAGCAUGAAAACUCACCUGUGUAUGUUUGGUAUUUUUAAUGUAUGCCCUUAAGCCAGGCAUCACUUGUUAUUUGUUCAGGCCUCCAAGUGGGUUCUGUGUCUGACAGCACUUGUUAUUCUGCAUGCCUCCUUGGAGGCUAUGUAUCUGACCACUACACCAGUGUUACUGAUCAUCCUGCUCUCCCCAUACCCCUCGAUGCCCUCAAAUGGGGGAGAUUAGGUACAGUACAAGGGUUACUUUAUGGAAGCAGGUGUUUUAGAACCAUUUCUUCCCAGUAAGCUCAAGCAUCAUGCCAUAUCAGUCAAAUACUUUAAAUACAAGUACAGUAGACUCGCAAUUUACGCGAAGGUUACGUUCCUGGGACCUUGCGUAAGGCCAAAAAACCCCGGGAGGUUGAGGGAGGGGACGUGAAGUGUUUUGACAGCCGACACCAAGGUUUACCCAGUGUGUAUUUAUUUGUCAUAGAGAUGAGUAAGUUUUUCUCUUAUAAAAUGUCACUGAAUUGACCUGGGAGAAUAUACUUUACAUUGCUGGGAUUCUUAUAAGAUAGUGAUUAAUUUGAAUUAAAACAUGCUAUAGUUUGCACUCGACAAUUUUUUUUGAAAAUUUUUUGUUUGAAAUUGGAAAUUGUAACCUAACCCCCGGGGUAAUCGGCGUACAGUAUAGUUGAAACCGGAGAAGAAAAAUUUGCGUAAGUUGCGAAUCUACUGUACUGUACUUUAUCAGUCCCUGUUAACUUGUAAAUGUUUUUCGAGUUAAGAUAUCUUCUAUUUCGCAUAGUUGAAAUUUUCCUAAAAAAAAUGCAUUCAAUAACAAUAGUCAAAUUACCAUAGAAAUACAUGUACAGUAAAAGUCCAAAAAUCCGGAUGCCAGAAAUCCGGACCACCCGAGAAUUCGGGCUUUUCGAAAACUCAAUUUAUUUAUUUAUUUUUUUAGCUGGCUUUUGUGUGU
This is a messenger RNA of Homarus americanus (American lobster), 1617 nucleotides long. RefSeq names its product 39S ribosomal protein L32, mitochondrial-like (gene mRpL32). Gene Ontology annotation, biological process: translation. The record is from RefSeq and is a predicted model, not a curated record. Gene Ontology annotation, cellular component: mitochondrial large ribosomal subunit. The transcript has 4 exons. Bases 62 to 673 code for a protein of 203 amino acids. NCBI's taxonomy places the organism in Eukaryota, Metazoa, Arthropoda, Malacostraca, Decapoda, Nephropidae. Gene Ontology annotation, molecular function: structural constituent of ribosome.